AUGGAGGAGCCUUACGACGAACGCCAUCGCCGACGGCAGCCGCUGCACAUCACCGGCUUCCUCUUCCUCUGCGCCGCCGUGCUCCUUGCGCCUCACGGCGGCAAUGUGGCGGCCGCCUUGCAGCACAAGGUCGGGGAUCUCGACGCCUGGGGGAUUCCUCCGUCCAGCAAACCCGACGUCUACUCCAUCUGGUCUCAGACCCGCAGCUUCCAGAUGGGCGACUCCCUGAGUAACCUCCCCUCCCCCUUCUUCUUCCCCGGAUUCGGGUUGGGGUUGGUGUUAGGGUUAGUAGGUUUGCUGGAAUACUCCUUUCGUAGAUCUGAUCUGUGGACCCGCUUCCAGUGUUCCUCUACCCGCCGAGCCAGGACGCCGUCGUCCAGGUGACGGCGCUGGCCUUCGAGAGCUGCAGCAUCGAGGACCCCAUCCUCAAGAUGGACGACGGCAACUCCCUCUUCAACAUCACGUCCGCCGGGGAGUUCUACUUCACCAGCGGCGUCGUUGGCCGCUGUGAGAAGAACCAGCGGCUUCGCAUCUCAAUUGGCGGCGGCAACAGCACGUCGUCAGCGACGGCGGACUCCCCCGCGGGGGCGCUCCCCGGCACUUCCACCGCGUACCCCAACGUCUUCGGCCCGACCCCGCCGUCGUCAUCGCCGCCGCCGCCGGCCUCCGGGAUCGCCAUGGCCGCCGCCUCGGCGCUGCUCGCGCUUCUCUUCCAUUCCCUCUGCGGCUGA
This is a messenger RNA of Spirodela intermedia, 731 nucleotides long. The record is from the annotation of a GenBank genome assembly. Lineage: Eukaryota; Viridiplantae; Streptophyta; Magnoliopsida; Alismatales; Araceae.